Molecule: messenger RNA, 6868 nt
Organism: Callithrix jacchus (white-tufted-ear marmoset)
Lineage: Eukaryota; Metazoa; Chordata; Mammalia; Primates; Cebidae
Gene: RAD51
Product: RAD51 recombinase
Biological process (GO): DNA strand invasion; chromosome organization involved in meiotic cell cycle; mitotic recombination-dependent replication fork processing
Cellular component (GO): condensed nuclear chromosome
Molecular function (GO): DNA strand exchange activity; ATP-dependent DNA damage sensor activity; double-stranded DNA binding
Source: RefSeq, a predicted model, not a curated record
CGUGAGGCGCAGGCCGUCCACAGCCGCGGCUCGUGCUCGCCUACCUGGGUGCGAGCCGGCUCGUUGCCCAGCGGCGGCUGGUGGGGCCUUCGCGCGCAGUGUGAAACCUGGACGUGGCAGGGCGGGUUGGCGCCCGACCGACCCUCAGCUGCUGGGGCGAAAACACAGUGGACCCCAGGCUUUAGAGCUAGGGGAGAAACAGUAGAACCGUCAUUGCCAACACCCAUUUUAUGGGCUUGAUCGAGGAGUCCGAGAGGACUGUUUAAUAUCACCGCCAGGGCUUCCGGAUUCCUGGUCUUUCCAUUACAGCAAGGUGUAAUGGAAAGUUGGAGGUUGCCUUAGAAAGUACCCAAACUCCAAUUGCCAAAAAAAAAAAGAAAGAAAAAAUGUCGUCAUUUGAUGCAGAAAACCAUUUACGUGACGUCUAGAGAAUGUUCUGAAUAAUGGCAAUGCAGAUGCAGCUUGAAGCAAAUGCAGAUACUUCAGUGGAAGAAGAAAGCUUUGGCCCACAACCUGUUUCACGGUUAGAGCAGUGUGGCAUAAAUGCCAAUGAUGUGAAAAAAUUGGAAGAAGCUGGAUUCCAUACUGUGGAGGCUGUUGCCUAUGCACCAAAGAAGGAGCUAAUAAAUAUUAAGGGAAUUAGUGAAGCCAAAGCUGAUAAAAUUCUGGCUGAAGCAGCCAAAUUAGUUCCAAUGGGUUUCACCACUGCAACUGAAUUCCACCAAAGGCGGUCAGAGAUCAUACAGAUUACUACUGGCUCUAAAGAGCUUGACAAACUACUUCAAGGUGGAAUUGAGACUGGCUCUAUCACAGAAAUGUUUGGAGAAUUCCGAACUGGGAAGACCCAGAUCUGUCAUACACUGGCUGUCACCUGCCAGCUUCCCAUUGACCGGGGCGGAGGUGAAGGAAAGGCCAUGUACAUUGACACCGAGGGUACCUUUAGGCCAGAACGGCUGCUAGCAGUGGCUGAGAGGUAUGGUCUGUCUGGCAGUGAUGUCCUGGAUAAUGUAGCAUAUGCUCGAGCAUUCAACACAGACCACCAGACCCAGCUCCUUUAUCAAGCAUCAGCCAUGAUGGUAGAAUCUAGGUAUGCACUGCUUAUUGUAGACAGUGCCACCGCCCUUUACAGAACAGACUACUCGGGUCGAGGUGAGCUUUCAGCCAGGCAGAUGCACUUGGCCAGGUUUCUGCGGAUGCUUCUGCGACUUGCUGAUGAGUUUGGUGUAGCAGUGGUAAUCACUAAUCAGGUGGUAGCCCAGGUGGAUGGAGCAGCCAUGUUUGCGGCCGAUCCCAAAAAACCUAUUGGAGGAAACAUCAUCGCCCAUGCAUCAACAACCAGAUUGUAUCUGAGGAAAGGAAGAGGGGAAACCAGAAUCUGCAAAAUCUACGACUCUCCCUGUCUUCCUGAAGCUGAAGCUAUGUUUGCCAUCAAUGCAGAUGGAGUGGGAGAUGCCAAAGACUGAAUCAUUCGGGUUUUUUUCUGUUAAAAACCUUAAGUGCUGUAGCCUAAUGGGAGUGCACUGCACUGCUCCCUGGUGUUCUCCACAAGCCUCUUCCUGUUUUGACUACCAGGAAAAGGCUUCUGGGAAAACAGCUAUUGUAUCAGCUUUUCUGAUGGUGUAAACAGGAGACAGCUAAGUAGUCACAAACUAAUCUAAACCGUGUAUUCCUCUGGAGUGUAUUAAUCUCUGUAUUUUCUUUUGUUUUGGAGGAGGGGUACGGAGUAUCUUUGACAUGGUGCCUUGGGAAUGACUUGGGUAUUUAUAAGCUGUCUACUGGACAAUCUUAUGUUUCUAAGAUAACUAAAGCUGGAGAGACUCGACCCUUCUGUCACUUCUGAAUUAAUAGUAAAAUAAAAUGCCUGAGCUAUGUAGCAAAGGGAAUGGGUCUCUGCACAGAUUCUUUUUUUCUAUCAGUAAAACUUUCCCCUCAAGCAGGUUUUUAAGUUGUAUGUCUGAAUGAUCUUGUGUAAGGUUUUGGUUAUGGAGUCUUGUGCCAAGCGUAGUGGGCCGUUAGCCCUUCACCUUCUACCUGCUUGGUCUUUAUUGCUAAGACUAACUCAAGAUAAUUCUGGAGUUUUAAGCAUUUCAGGCCAGGUAUGGUGUCUCACGCCUGUAGCCCUAGCUACUUGAGAGCCUGAGGUGGGAGAAUCACUUAAGCCUAGAAGGUAGAGGUUGCAGUGAGCUGAGACUAUACCACCGUACUCCAGCCUGGGUGACAGAGUGAGACCAUGUUAUAAAAAAAGCAUUUCAGAAGGUAAGUAAACAGAUUGUGAGCCUUCUAAUAAAGUAGUUAAUAGUAGUGAAUGUGCCGUUUAUAGCAGAUUGGGUCUCCAUAAUCUUUUUGGCACUGCGUAGGAGUGAUUAGUUUCUAUUCCUUUAAGAUUUGAAACCAGAAAGGGAAGUCCCGUUUGCAGAUGAUUUGGCUUGUUCUUUAACCUAAUGGAAAAUAAAAGAAAGAUAUACCAUGGCUUGCCUUGUGGCCUUUGUUUUUGUUUUUUGUUGAGGCAAAGUUUUGCUCUUGUUGCCCAGGUUGGAGUGCAAUGGUGCGAUCUCAACUCAUGCACCCUCCACCUCCCAGGUUCCAGUGAUUGUCCUGUCUGAGCCUCCUGAGUAGCUGGGAUUACAGGCGGCUGCCACUAGGCCCGGCUAAUUUUUGUUAUUUUUUUUUUUUUUUAGUAGAGACAGGGUUUCAUCAUGUUGGCCAGGCUGGUCUUAAGCUCCUGACCUCAGGUGAUCCCCCUGCCUUGACCUCCCAAAGUGCUGGGAUUACAGGUGUGAGCCACCGCACCUGGCUGUGGCCUUUGUUUCUAUCCCGUAAGUCUGUGGUUGCGCAGAUCUGGUACUUGCCUGGAUUAUUUUACUUCAGGGUUUGGGGAUACUUCUUUUCCUCUCCUUCAGACUUCUAUGUGGAAUUUUAACUAGCUCUUCUAAUUUCAAAGGGACUCUCAGCUAGUAUUGAGAGAAGAGGCAGUUGAAAUCUCUGCUGCUGCCCGUUGGUCCCACUGCCUGUAGGGACAUAGAAAGACUUGACUCAAAUUAAUGUUGCAUUGUUUCUGGGGUUUUUUGUUGUUUUUUGAGACGGAGCUUUGCUCUUGUCACCCAGGGAGUGCAAUGGCGUGAUCUUGGCUUACUGCAGCCUCCACCUGCUGGAUUCAUGGAAUUCUCCUGCCUUAACCUCUGGAGUAGCUGGAAUUACAGGCACCCACCACCAUGCCCUGCUAAUUUUUGUAUUUUUGGUAGAGACAGGGUUUCACCAUGUUGGCCAGACUGGUUUCAAACUCCUGAUCUCAAGUGAUCUGCCUGCCUCAGGCUUCCCAACAUGCUAGAAUUACAGGUGUGAGCCACCAUGCCCAGCCCUACAAUGCUUUGUUUUAAAAGCAGUUCUAGCCGGGCACAAUGGUCCAUGCCUAUAAUCCCUGCACUUUGGAAAGCCGAGGCGGAUAGAUUAUGAGGUCAGGAGAUUGAGACGAUCCUGGCCAAUAUGGUGAAACCCUGUCUCUACUAAAAUACAAAAAAUUAGCCAGGCAUGGGGGUGCACGCGUGUAGUCCCAGCUACUCAGGAGGCUGAGGCAGGGGAGUCGCCUUAACCCGGGAAGUGGAGAUUGCUGUGAGCUGAGAUGAUGCCACUGGACUCCAGCCUGGCGACAGAGCAAGACUCCAUGUCAAAAACAAAACAAAACAAAGCAGUUCUGGUCUCUUUUUUUCUUUUUGUCUUGAGAUGGAGUUUCCCUCUGUUGCCCAGUGUGGAAUGCAGUGGCACAACUCACUGGAACAGCAAUUCUCCUGCGUUAGCCUCCUGAAUAGCUAGGAUUACAGGUGUGUACCAUCACGCCCGACUACUUUUUGUAUUUUUAGUAGAGACAUUUCUCAUUGUUCUGACCAGGCUGAUCUCAAACUCCUGACCUAAGGUAAUUCGCCUACUAUGACUUCCCAAAGUUCUGGGAUCACAGGUGUAAGCCACCACGCCCAGCCUCUCUCUUUAAAGAGUAAGAAGAAUCAGGGACUGGGCUGGGCGUGCUGGCUCACAUCUGUAAUCCCAACACUUUGGGAAGCCAAAGUGGGUGGAUCACUUGAGGCCAGCCUGUGCAACAUGGUGAAACCCUGUCUGUACAAAAAAAUUUAAAAAUCAAAGUUAUUUGGGCAUGGUGGCACAUGCCUAUAGUACCCAGCUACUCUGGUGGCUAAGGUGGGAAGGUCAUUUCAGCCUGGGAGGUGGUGGUUGUAGUGAGCCCUGAUCACACCAUGGCACGGCAGCAUGGAUGACAAAGCAAGACCCUGUCUUAAAAAAAGUCAAAGAUUGAAAACUAGCAUUGUCAAUGUCCCUGAAGCCAGAGGCCAAAUGGAGAUUAUGGGACUCUUUUCCCUUUACCUCAUUUCACUAGUUAGGACUUCUAACCCAGAUCCUACCCAAAGUGCUCAGUGAUCAUCCAAAAUGUUUUCCUGUUUUUAAAGUAAACGUAGUGUAUGUUUAAGAUAUACAACAUGAUGUUAUGAGAUAUUAAUACAUAUAAGGAGGCCGUGCAUGUGAUGGUUCAUGCUUGUGACCCCACCAUUUUGGGAGGCCAAGGUGGGUAGAUCACCUUAAGUCAGGGUAAGUCCAGCCUGGCCAACAUGGUAAAACCCUAUCUCUACUAAAAAUACAAAAAUUAGCCAGGUGUUGUGGCAGGCACCUGUAAUCCCAGCUCCUUGGGAGGCUGAGGCAGGGGAAUCGCUUGAACCCUGGAGACAGAGGUUACAGUGAACUGAGACCAUGCCACUAUACUCCAGACUCCAUCUCAAAAUAUAUGUGUGUGUGUGUGUGUAUGUAUGUGUAUAUAUAUAUAAAUAAAAUAAAAGUCUUAAGUGUCCUAUGACACUGAUUUCCCUGCCAAGAAGAGUAAGGUCCUCAGCCUGGUCUGGCUCAAGUACCUUUUCCUCUGAAUGUGCGUUAUUGGUGGCUGGGCCAAACCCUGUUUGUUUUCCGCACAGAACAGACAGGGUUCCUAAAAAUAAAAAACAUUUAAAACCUCUUAAAUGAUAGCAGGUCUCACCUGAGCUGACUAGAAAUAAAAGCUACAGCCUUGUUGGAAAGCCCUCUCAGUGCCACUGUGUAAGAUGUCAUCCAGAGCUUCCUAAAGGUACUGAGGUGGAUAGGGGGUACGGGUGACAGAAACACCAGAGCAAUUUUGCUUUUCCCUAAGGACAUUUUUGAGACCCUAAUUAGGAGGGGUUUCUGGUAGGGGCAAUUUUGUGUUUGCCUGUUCCUUGGGAAAAUCACUGGAGAAAGAUGGAUUCCCAGAUCCACCGAAUCUAGGUUUUAGACCAAAAAAUAUUAUUAGAAUUAAGUAUGUCUCAGGUCCUCUUUGAUUACUAUACCACAAAAUAAAUCUGAGGUGGUAUAAUAAAGACAGUGAUAUUCUGGAGUAAGAGGUUGGUUCUUAAAUAAAAGCAUCUCUUGUUGUUGAGACAUAGUUUCACUCUUGUUGCCCAGGCUAGAAUGCAAUGGUGCAAUCUCGGUUCACUGCAACCUCUAUCUCCCAGGUUCAAGCAAUUCUGCCUCAGCCUCCUAAACUGGGAUUGCAGGCCUGUGCCACCAUACCCAGCUGUGGGUUUUUUUUUUUUUUAAGUAGAGAUGGCGUUUCACUAUGUUGGCCAGACUGGUCUCAAACUCUUGGCCUCAAGUGCUUCAACUACUUCGGCCUCCCAGAAUUCUGGAAUUACAAGCAUGGGCUAGCUACCACAACCAGCCUAAGCAUUUCAGUCUUAAAUACCUUAUAAAAGUGAAUCUGACCUAAAAAGCUGUCUUACUUUUUCUUCUAGGUGGAAUUAGGGGUUUGUGCUGGUGGCUGUAAGAAUGAACAUGAGACGGGCAAGGGAGUACCUGCUUAGUUGCAGUAGGCCUUGUUUAGGCUAAAAAAUAAGCUCAAUACCAGCUGGACACAGUGGCUCAUGCCUGUAAUCCCAGCACUUUGGGAGGCCAAGGUGGGCAGGUCCCCUGAGGUCAAGAGUUUGAGAGUAGCCUGACCAACAUGGUGAAACCCUGACUACUAAAAAUACAAAAUUAGCUGGGUGUGGUGGCGCAUGCCUGUAAUCCCAGCUGCUUGGGAGGCUGAGGCAGAAUUGCUUAAACCCAGGAGGUGGAGGUUGCAGUGAGCUGAGAUCAUGUCAUUACACUCCAGCCUGGGCAACAAGAGUGAAACUCCAUCUCAAAAAAUAAAAUAAGCUCAAUACCUGCAUUUUACAUACUAUAAAGAGCAUUAACCAUAACCUGCCUGCAGUAGCCUCUGUAGUCAGAAACAAUUAUGAAGGUGUCAAGCAAGACUAAAGAGCUGGAUAACAUCAAAUUUGUUUUAUUUCAAAUUUGUAACAAAAUAUAUUCUGGGCAACUUUUCAGACAUCAUUUUAUAGAAUCAUCAUAAACCCUGUACUGCUAAAACUCUGGAAGUCAUCAAGUGGUCCAGCCCUUCAGCCCAGGAAUACAGGUAGAAUUCACAUGAUAGGUGAUAAGAAAGCAAUGUCCCUGGGACACUCUGAUCCCUCCUUUUUACCCUGGUAGUUAAGGUAUGAUCUUAGGACUAUAUAUAUUUGUGUGUGUUGAAUAUUAGUCAGUGAAAAAGUUAAAGUGACAAGUUCUAUGCUUUGUUCUCGUGGCUCUUUGAAGUUAUCCACCUCACCAGCAGUUGGAAGGUCUCAGGUCUAGCAGCCUCUACCCAUGUGUAAUCCUGAGGCAGGUGUGCAUCUUGAUUUUUUUUUCCCCAAGAGAUCACUCAAGGGCGAGAACAACAGAAACCCAGGCCACUAGUACUUCCCCAAUUUUAGAUGAGGUAAGAGGUUAGAAUAAAUUAACUGAUGGGAAAUGGUAGUGGGUAGCAGUCAGACCCAGGAGU